Molecule: messenger RNA, 5120 nt
Organism: Sceloporus undulatus (fence lizard)
Lineage: Eukaryota; Metazoa; Chordata; Lepidosauria; Squamata; Phrynosomatidae
Gene: BCL2L13
Product: BCL2 like 13
Exons: 7
Coding region: 207-1610 (467 amino acids)
Biological process (GO): regulation of apoptotic process; apoptotic process
Cellular component (GO): mitochondrion
Source: RefSeq, a predicted model, not a curated record
CAAUGCCCUCUUGCGCCCUCUUCCAUCAUGGCGGCGGCAGUGGCAGUCAGGGCUUUCCUUUAGGGCUGAGAGCGGAGGCGCCGCGCGUUGUUCAGGGGUCACUCCUUCUUCCUCGGGAGCGCCGCGCGCCCUCUUUCCUGGCGAGGCCCAGAUCGUGAACAAAGGAAGUUCUGCGGUCCAUAACUGGAAUACUGGAAGCCAACCAGAUGGCAUCUUCUACUGCUGUGCCUGUAGGAUUUCAUUAUGAAACAAAAUACGUUGUCCUCAGCUAUUUGGGUCUUUUGUCGCAGGAAAAGCCUCAGAAGCAGGACAGUCUGACAACUCAAGUGACAGAGCCAGCUACGGUCCCACAAGCUUUAGAAAAGGAGAUUCUAGAGAAAGUUAAAAGAGAAAUUGAGGAGGAGUUGAAACGUCUUGAUGAAGAAAUUUUGGAAGCUUUCACAAGCACUGGCUUUGACUGCCACACAUCUCCAGUAUUCAGUCCUGCCAACCCAGAGACUUCCAUUGAAGAUUGCUUAGCUCAUCUUGGAGAGAAAGUAUUUAAAGACCUGAAAGAACCUCUUCAAAAAGCAUUAGAGACCCUACUUAGCAAACCAGUGACUUACCAGGAAUACAGGGAAAGGACUCAGGAGGCAGCAGCUCAUGCCAGCGGAUGGAACAAGGUUUUAGUGCCUCUGGUUAUUCUUCAGCAAUUCUUGAUAGAGCUAUCAAGACGAGGCCAAGAACCACUUGGUGCAUUGAUGAAUUUUGGAGUGACCUAUCUGGAGGACUAUGCUGCAGACUAUAUCAUCGAGCAAGGUGGAUGGGGCACUGUUUUUAGCUUGGAUUCUGAAGAGGAAGAGUACCAUGGACUCAUUGCUGAAGACAGCAAUGAUAUCUACAUCCUAACUAGUGACAACUCAGGCCAGGUGAGCCCUCCUGAAUCACCCACAGUGACAACAUCUUGGCAGUCAGAGAGCUUACCUGUUUCUCUAUCAGCCAGUCAAAGCUGGCAUACAGAAAGUUUGCCAGUAUCAUUAGGCCCUGAGUCGUGGCAGCAAGUAGCUAUGGAUCCUGAAGAAGUGAAGAGUUUGGACAGUAACGGAGGUGGAGAAGAAAGGAGUGAAAAUAACUCUUCAAACUCUGAUAUUGUGCAUGUUGAAAAGGAGGAGAUACCAGAGGGAGUUGAGGAAACAGCAGUGUCAGCAACGGGUCUGCAGACUGACCCUAUACAGCUGGUUCCCUCUGAAACUCCAGCUACAUUUCUGGGGUCAGGUGGUGAAAUUGUGUCAGAGCCAAAUCCCCCUGUACCUCCACUUACUGAACACCAGAAAGAGGGCAAAGUGUUGGAACCACCGGAACCUGAACCUCUGACGUUGAGUAAACCUGCCAAGCUAUUAACUUCUUCAGAAGGAAAAGCUGCUCCCAAAUCUGAGAGGAUACCACUUUCAGAAGAAGAAACAAAAGCUGGCAAAGAUAGCCAUUCUGAAGAAAAAGGAAAAUCCCCUGCUGGAGAGGAGAAACCUAUCCUCUUGCCAGAAGGCAAAUCCAUUCUGCUGUAUGGUGGGGCGGCUGCAGUGGCCAUCCUGGCUGUGGCAGUGGGUGUAGCAUUGGCACUGAGGAAGAAGUAGUGAACUCCACCAUGCAAGGAGGACAGCAUCUGGAUCUACACUUAGUUGCAUUGACUGAAGGUUGUGGUGCCUGCUGUUAAUGGGAAAUUUAUGUAACUUAAAGGGUCAAGGGUACACAAAAAGGCUAAGCUUAGGGACAAUCAUGUUUUUAAUGGACUAGGACUGGAUCUUCCUGUUAACAUAUAGGGGUGACCUUUUGAAAACCCCUGCACAUUUAGGUAUCUAAGUAUAACUGAGAAUUGGGGGUGCUUAUACACUGGAAACUAGAAAAGAAAAUUCCAGGGGAACAGUAGUGUUGGUUACCCACUGGAGCUUUCCCUUACAUAGCUGCUAUUGCAGCUUCUUGAUUCCCCCUUCACCUCAUGGAUGAGAGGAUAUUUAAUCCUGUAGCAUGAGGCUGGUCUCCCUGUUGUCUCAGCUUCCUCAGGUACUGCACUGCUCCUUUUGACUUCCCAGGUCCUUUUCAAUCCCCACAGGGUAGUGCUUGUUCAAUACCUCUUUGCUUUAUCUUUUCUGCUCCCCAAACUUUGUCUUUUUUUAAUUACAUUGUCAAAGCUCUUUAAUGCUGGAUGGUGGAGAAAGCAAUAGUCUCCCAACUAGGGGUGAAAAUAAUUUGGGGAGGAGUAAUGUUCUUUGAUUACCCAUAUGCAUUUGCCAUUGUUAUGUUUUUCUCUUCCUGUUCUUUUAUUUCAUCCUGCUUUACCAUACCAGUUUAGUUAUCAAAGACACACUCCUUAGGUAUAGAUGACUGUACCAUUUUGAUGAAUGCAUUAUCAAGCCUUCAUAAACAAAAACUAUUGUGAAAUACAAAUUUCAAUACCUGCUUUGUCCACAUCUUCUCUGUUUCAGUUUUACAUAAAUUCAGAGGUGGGAUGAAUUUAGCCUUAAAUUGAAUUGGACCAUUGACUCCCAAGCCAAAUACAAGGUUUUCAAGAAACUGAUUCUCAAGUGGUUCAUCUUGAACAGCAUUGUGCUGUACCUUCCAGUCAUUUACCUGGUUUGAUAGAAUGCCUGACCAUAGAAAUAUGGUGUUCUGAAAGUUAGCUUUCUUGCACAAUUCAUUUAACCUGCAGAUAAUUGUUAUGUGCUGAAAGCUGGCUUUUAAUUCAGCUAGCUAUAUUUGGUCCUGGAGAGGAGUAAAAGUGACCCUUGAAGCACAAUACAUUGGGAAUGAAAUUUAAAUAUUGCAACUUAAAUAAUACUAUUUAAAAUUUAAAUACAAUGACUUCCCUUGUCUUCUCUAGAUCUGUGGUGUUGGAACACUUCUCUGCAAUUGCUUUAGUUAAUGUUUGGGUUAGAAAUAUACUUGAGAAUUUUUGUAAAAGUGGAAACCAAGUAACCUAUCCCAAGUUUUUUUAAUAUUCUUUUUCAAGGGUGGGGAACAUGUAGUCCUUCAGGUUCAACUGAAUUGCAGCUUCCCUCAGCCCUUGCUAGCAUAGGCAGCGGCAAGUGAUAAUGGGGGCAGCAGUCUAACAACUGGAGGAGCCGCACAUUCUUCAUCCCUUAACAUGUGUAUUACUUCUUCUAGCGAUUCCCUUUAGUUUCCUACAAAGUGAGGCUGAAAUGUUUCCUUAAUUCCUUUUCCCCAAUUCCGGAUAUGAUUAUCCCACAGAGCAACUUGAUCUAACCCUCUAUAUUUCUCUUUAGGAAUGUGAAAGUGUAGAGUAGUGUUUUUAUCUUUUUCCUUGCCAUAGUUGCCUUUUCUGGUUACUUUCUGUAGAUCACAUGAUCAGGAAAAUCUUAAGCUUCUCUGCUGAUUCCAGCUUUCCACUCAUGUAAAUACAGUAAGAACCAUUUUGAACUAUUACAUAUAUGCUCAAAUGUGGAUGUGGUGAGUCUGGUUGUCUCCAGUGUUUGUAUAAACAACUGUUGUAUUCUCGAAGCAGUAUUUGGGCAUCAGCACCUCUUCAUGUUGUUGACUCCACCUGCUGUAUAUUAAAAAGUUUGACUAAAUUGCCCUUCUUAAAAAAAAGCAAGUGCAACCUUGAUUGAUUUUAGACAUUUGCUAAUCAAUAGAAAGCUAUCCUGUGGGGGCAGGUGUAGGAACUGUACAGCCCAAUGGCUGCAUAUAGCCACUCAAGACCUCCAAAGGCUCUUCCCUCCUUCAGAAAAAAAUCUGUCAAAAAAAUAUAGGGGACUGCACCUUAAGUUCCCAGAAAGCAUGAUUGUUUCAUUAAAUGUCAUUUUGAUCCUUCCCUCUUAUAUUUUUGUUGGUUGUUUUGCAAUUAAAGAUGACCUUCUGGUCAGUUCUGAUUUCAUCAGAGGGCAUGGAUGCAGCCAGGUGGUUUGUAAAAUGGAGUGUCCCAUGCCUACCCCUGUUAACAAAAUUUUGGCUAGUAAACCACUGCAGUUGUUGUUAAUGUAUAGGUGACAGGUGCAUAGGUAGGUUAUUUUAAGUAGUUAAGAAAGGGGAAGUAGGGAGAAGAAAAGUUCUCAAUGGUCUGGAUAAGCUUCUUAAAAUCCAUUCGUUUCAAAAGCAGAUUCCUAAUUACUUUGUUUCACUUUUUUUGCAGUAAAGUCUCCCCAAAACUAGUAGUAAUGCAUCUGUUUUGGGGGAAAGAAAUCUGGAUAUCCAUGAGCAAGUUAAGGGUCAUUGUAGUCAUUUUUCUGUCUAGUAAAGGAGAAAUGAGGGUUUGGUUGUAACUGUUGUGGAGAUGACAGCCUGUAUCCCUCAUUUUAAAAGCUGGGAACUCAUCUAGUCACUAGAUGAGUUCUUGCCCUAUCGAAGCAAUUUAAAAAUGUUUUUGACUAUUCAGUACACAUUUCAUGAUCACAAUUCUGGGUUUGCUAUCUCUUCUGCUUUUGACAGGGAACUUCUGCCAGCUCCAUCUCUUUAUACAUAUGAUGCAAAUGCAUGGUAUCUGCAAAUGCAUAUUUACAGGCAUAUAACACACUUUAUUUCUCCCUCCUUCUCUUCUGCACACCCUUUAAAUCUAAUGCCUAGAACAGUCAUAUGGGAAUCUUUGCUUUGAUUCAGUAGGAUGACAAUUUUGCCAUGGUAAAUGGGAGUUGCUAGACAGGUAAUUUGCAAUUUCUUUAGUGCUGUUUGUUAUCCAUUUUAAAGAAUAAAGUGCCUCAGUAUAUUCCAGUGGGCUUUAACCUGUUUUCCUUUUUAAAAAUGUAUUUAUCUACUAUCUCUUUUGUAGAGCUAAUGCCCAAGACUUAGUACUCUUCGGCUGUAGUUCCAACUUUGGAAAAGGAGAAAGGCCACCGUGCUGGAGAAAGGGUUUUUAAAAGUACAACUGCCAUUUAGUUUUGAUAUAAGCACUGUUGAAAAAGUUUUUUUCUAGCAUCUGUUGGUUGUAGCCUUUGAGCUCAAACACAGUGACCACCAUUUGCAUUUUCUGCAUUUAGAAAGUUGCUAGUAUCAGAUUCUCACAGAUAUUGUAAUAGAUGGGAAAGGCCUAUAUUGAUAGAGCCAACAUAAGACAGAAACUCUUGUUCAUUGCACACUAUCUUGAACUAUGGAAUAUGAGAUCUGCAUCCAGUGAAAUAAACUACUGUUCUUGA